Paraglomus occultum is the source of this 658-nucleotide messenger RNA. Lineage: Eukaryota; Fungi; Glomeromycota; Glomeromycetes; Paraglomerales; Paraglomeraceae. The record is from the annotation of a GenBank genome assembly.
AUGGCCACUCAAACGAAUAAUCUAAACACAUCCAGCACGAGUUACGGAAUCAUUCGAAAGCCUUACCGUGCCUUUAAGCGGUUAUUUAUCAAGCCUUCCAGUGUUGAUGGAAGCCCGGUCCCUCGUCCAAAACAAGAAAAGAGAUUCUUUUUUAAAAAGAAACACCACCCGCCUAUCACUCCAGUCGUCACUCCAGUCGUCACUCCAGUUGUCAGUCCACCUUUGACUUUGCCUAUAACCACGCCUAUUGCACCUCCUAAGACUGCAGCUGAGCAUGCGGCCGAGACCGACGCCGUCGGAAUUAUCGAAACCUUCACACCAAACGGAACACAAACAACCGUGUCACGCGUUCUAUCAACCUCUCCAGAGUACCAACAAGUGGUCUCUUCAUUUAACAUCCCUCACGCCAAAAUAAUGGCUAUAUUCGCAAUCGAAAUGCCGUCCAAAAUAAAGGACGACCAUUCGAAAUUCAAAGAAACCGAAGCUGAGAAAAACAAAUCUACGCCCGAUACGAUUACUAGGAAGCUGUUCCAUGGAACCAAGUCAGUAUGUAAUCCUCAGAACUUGAUCGAAAAAGGGGAAGUAUGCGCGAGUAGUGGGUGCGGAUUGUGCGGAAUACUUAAAGGAGGGAAUAAGACCUCUUCUUCGAGAUGUAGCG